Messenger RNA from Leptosomus discolor (cuckoo roller), 623 nucleotides. NCBI's taxonomy places the organism in Eukaryota, Metazoa, Chordata, Aves, Leptosomiformes, Leptosomidae. The record is from RefSeq and is a predicted model, not a curated record.
AUGAACAUGUGUAAACAGGCACUGAUAAAACUGUGGAAGCAUGAAUGUAAGUGUGUUAUUGCUGAUCGUUUCACAACCGCAGAAGAUGUAAACUGGUUUGACGCAGCUGUGGCAAAACUCAUUGAGGAGGAAUUUGAAGAAACAAAAGCUUUGCUGGAUCCUGAAAUUGAUGCAUUCUUUGUUGACUUCUUAAGGGAUGCACCUGAAAGAACUGGUGAAAAAGCAGAGGAAGUUAAUUUAGAUAUUCCCAAGAUCUAUGAGCCAAUUUACUCCUUCGAUCAGCUACGGAAUCGUUUAAAUAGGUUUUUACAAAAAUACAAUGAGAACAUCCGUGGUACUGGAAUGGACAUGGUUUUCUUUGAUGAUGCUAUGAUUCAUUUAGUUAAGGUACAGUCUUACCAGAUUGCUAUUUGUUGUUGUUCACUUGCCCUCAGCUCCUAUGAGCGAGAGGUAUGCAUGGAUCAAGCAAUAAAUGACUGUGAUCUUCCACAGAUUUCUCGGGUGAUUUGUACUCCUCGUGGAAAUGCCCUUUUAGUUGGAGUUGGUGGCUCAGGAAAGCAGAGCUUGACAAGACUGGCAUCUUUCAUAGCUGGCUAUGAUACGUUCCAGAUAAUGUUAACAAG